AUGAACCCAGAGCCGAAGCAACUAGUGGGUUCGGUACUCGAGCGUAAACCUGGCUCCAGGGCUUCUGGAUCUGGAACUUCGAACUCGAAACCUCUAUCGCGAUUCGCACAAUCACAAGCUGGAGGCUUCCCUGCUGCUCAGCAUAGAUCUCAGAGUGCUUUUGCACGUGGGCGUGCUGCGAAUACUGAGCGACUAGGACGCCCGCCUGGUGUGGCGGCGACAGCACAAGUGACUCCGAUCCCGUCGUCCUCUUCAGUUACACCGAAACCUUCGGAGAAUGGGGAAAUUUCUGGUGACUGGAGAAAAGAGGCGGUCAACGACGAGGAUGGAUGGAAGAAACAAAUGGAGGAGGAGAAUGCGCGCAGGGUUGAAGCGAUGAGCGAGGAAGAGAGGGCGCAAGAGCGGCUGGACAUUCUCGGGCGUUUUGGACCGGGAGUCGGAGACAUUCUUCGGAAAGCAAAGGAGAAACGCGAGAAGGAGAAUGCAAUUAAGAUCGACAUCACUCCAGGACAGGUCGAGAAGGCAGAAGAGCCAGACCUAGUCGAGGUUGCUCGUAGAGCCCGAUCCCGUUCUCCGCCCGCACCAAUUCUGUCUCGCGCAGGCUCUCGUGCAUCAAGUCCGACACCUGCACGAUCAAGUCGACGCAUCCGGUUCUCGGACGCACCUACACCCGUACACGUUUACGAGUCACAGCCGCCGUCGCCGAAGCGCCGUGCACUCGCUCUGCCCGCGCCGACGGGAAAUGACGAGGGUGUCGUCUCCCUCGGCACAUUUAAGGGCACGCUCGCUACGCCUUCGGUCAACGGACAUGGCAAUGCUCCUACGGAGCCAUCAAGCGACACUGGUCCAAGCUCCACGAGCCGCGUCGUUUCCCAAGAUCCAGAAGAGGGCACACCCGAGGACAUCCGAAGGCGUUUCUUCCCGCACAUGUCCGCCAACGACCCCGCGCUCGAAUGGAUGGCCGACCUCCCACCUGCGACCGAUCCUACCAGCGGUACUGACGAACUCCGCUUCGACCUGACCGGCACGCCUAUACCGCCCUCACUCGCGCAGAGCUUGCCAACGCAUCUCGGGCUGCAUCAUCAUGCGGAUAGUGCUGCAAGAGCGGGAUAUACGCUCUCGGAUGUCCUGUUGCUUUCGCGGUCGACUGCACCGGCGCAGCGUGCGGCUAUGCUUGCCGUACUCGCAAAGAUCAUACACCGAGUGGGCGAGCUACAGCGCACUGGUGCCGCUCAUGCCGAAGACGGGCUCGAGACGCUCCGUGGGAAAGAAGAGGACGUUCGCGGGCGCGCUGUUGCAGCCGGAGCUGCUGCUCUGGGUCCCUCCGGAGGUGUAGCAGCGAGGGCUGUAGACGUCCUAUGGGAGUGCAUCGUAGGAUGGGAUCCCGAGCUGGCAGAGAUGCGCGGUAUCGAGCUCCGCGCGCCACCUUCCGAGCCCGCCGCCGGCGCGGACGACGCGCCUCCACGGAUCACCGAUGCGCUCGCAUCACUCCCUCUACCGCCAUUUUUUGAACAGGCAGCAAGCGUCUUCGCAGCCGGCGCCCUACCAUUACCAUCCCUCCUCCGCCUCCUCGCCGUCGUCCGCCGUCUCGCACAGCAAAGUUCAAACUCAGCCUCAACAGCAGCGCACACGCCCAACCUGAUCCAAGCCAUCCUCCGCACACUCGUUCUCACUCCCUCAUCCGGAGAUGGAGCACAACCAGCGCCCGAAGCGAUAGAAGCGCUCACGAUUACAGCGGAGAUGUCGCGCGACGCGGCCUCGGAGCUUCGGAGCGCGGCUGAUGCGCUGUUGCGUUUCAUCGCUAUACCGCCGCCUGAUAGCGCGCAUCCUCGGGCGCUUGCUGAUGCACUGCUGGGAGAGACGCUCAGGUUCUAUGCUGCACUUGCGAGCUAUGGAUUUGGCGCACGUAUAGCGAGCACAGCGCAGGAACCUCUAGCUCGUCUAGCGGGUUACAUCGCUUCGCCGUCUGCACCCGCCAACGUGCGCGCGGCAUUUGCGACAUCGAUCGAGCGCUGGAUCAUCUGCGCUAUUGACCCACACGCUACAACUCCGCCGCACGAUAUCCGGUGGAGCCAGGUCAUUGCGUGGGGUUGGUCCGAUGAGCUGAGGACGCUGGGUCGGGUUAUGGCAGGCGAGGAGACGAAGGAUGAUGGGGCGUGGGCGACGCUACUGGCUGCGCAUGCUGCGUACCUUGAGGGCGAGAGGAUCAAUGGCGAGCGUGGAGGGGCGGAUGAACGGAGGGAUGCACUCGAGGGCGUGGAUGGGAUAAGGGCGAGCUUUGAUGGCGGUGCGGCGCAGAGAGUCGUGGUCAGGUCGGUGGAUGCGUUUGGGGUGGCAUUGAGUAGCGUCGAGGGGGCCGAAGAUGGGAUACCCUCGCGCGCGCAAAUGCGGGAUAUGGCGGCAUCGGCCGACGUGCUUGCUGCCGCACUCAGGCUAUGGCUCGCGUCUUGUCCACCUGAGCAAUCUCUUCCUCUUGAUUCUACAGCUGCCGCAUCUUCAUCGGAUACAAACGGCAACGAGUCGACGGCUUCUCCACCUUUCCCGCUCCCCUUCGCCGACUUGCGAACCCUUGUCCUCCGGCUGGUCAAGAGCCCGCUGCUGGACAAGUGCCACGACCCGAAAACACCGUCCUACGCGCACGUAUACGGCCGACGCCUCAGCGCGUUCUUGGCCGAGUUCGCCCUCGCUGAGCGGAGAUUGGCGCAUUUGAAACUCGCUGACGUCGAACGAGCUGAUGGCGAUGAUGCUACGUGGUUCGCCACCGCACUUGCGAUUCUGCCCCACCUCGGACCUGGUGACGAGGACGCAGCGCGCGGGCUCGUCGCGCAUGUCCUAGGAUGCAUCACCCCCGAGUUCCUCACGAGCAAGGACCUCUCCGCUCCACCGGCAAUCUGGGCUCGCCCAGGCCCUUACGGAGGGAUGAACGUCCUCAAGCCAUUCAUCGUUCCCGACGUCGUCAAUGCGUCAAGCGGCGAGGAGGAGGGCGAGGAGGCCGGCGGGGAGAUCGUUACCACGCCGCUUUCGCCCACGCCGCGGUCAGUCAAGAUGGCUACGACGCAGGUGCUAUCUGCGCCUUGGACGCUCAGCCGCCGUGGGGCCUUCGCUGCGCUACCACUACAUCGCGACUGGCCCCUCCUACCCCUCGAACACCUCCUUCGCUCCGGCGCCUCACCUGUCUUCGCGCCGGGCGGGCUCCCACGCGACUGGGACGCAGGCGCCGGCGAACCGGAGCUUGUGCGCGCUGCUUUGCUUCUUGCUCGUGUGGCGCGCGGGGCGCUCGUCAGCAAUGGAUUGGGUGCACUUGCGAUGAGCCGUGCGGAGGUUGUGUUUGGGUGUAUGAGGGUGUUCAUGCUUGAGCAUGGGACGAAGGGUGGCGUGCCGGUUGAAGAGGGUGGCGAGGGCGAAGUCUUCCGAGACGCGGUCGUCACGCGGUUGAUGGAGGAGCUCCUCGCGCCGUAUACGCUCGAACGAUCUCCAAGUGGUCUAGAUGCCGCACCCGCGAGGACAGAGAGUGCAGUAGACGAGGAGGAAGGACCCGCCCUCGAGGCAGCCGCCGUGCGCUACCUCGGCACCGGCACGCCGUUCUACCAGUUUUACACCGACUUCGUCGCGCUCUACGACGCGCUCUCGCUCGGCCACGCCGCAUUCGGCGCGCUCCUCAUCCCCUGCCUCUCUCAAUCAUACGCGGCGGACUAUCGGCGGCUCCUCUACGCCGAUCAUGCUCAAGCGCUCUCUGCCAUACACACGCUGCCGCAGCAUAUUCCCGCAGCUAGAGUGGGCCCGUUCCUCUGGCCAGCGGAGAAAGACGCGCAGGUGCUCGGUGCGCAGUUGGCGUUAGUCGUGGGCAAGAGCGGACGCGGGAAGCUCGGCGGUAUGCUGCGCUGGCUCGUCGUACAUCACGUCGCCGCGAACAUAUGGCCCGAUCUGCGCGAGGACGAAUCGGGAGAGGAGAGAGCGAGGAAGAUGUUGCAGGCUGUGGUCGACCAGGGUGGGUUUGAGGAUGUGAGGGAGGUGUGCGGGUACUGGCAGAGGAAGGAAGGCGGCGCGGUGGUGCCGGAAGAGUGUUUCAGCGCUGCGAGCGCGGAUGUGCGUGCGAGGAGGUUGGAGUGGGUCAGGAGUUGGGCGAGUGAGGGGGUUGCUGCUCGGCUAGCCGGAUUAUUGAGUGCUGGCUCUACUGGGUGA
Messenger RNA from Peniophora sp. CBMAI 1063, 4182 nucleotides. Lineage: Eukaryota; Fungi; Basidiomycota; Agaricomycetes; Russulales; Peniophoraceae. The record is from the annotation of a GenBank genome assembly.